This is a messenger RNA of Leptinotarsa decemlineata (Colorado potato beetle), 564 nucleotides long. It is a transcript of the gene SmD2, whose product is annotated as Small ribonucleoprotein particle protein SmD2. The record is from RefSeq and is a predicted model, not a curated record. Gene Ontology annotation, cellular component: small nuclear ribonucleoprotein complex. Gene Ontology annotation, molecular function: RNA binding. Gene Ontology annotation, biological process: RNA splicing. Lineage: Eukaryota; Metazoa; Arthropoda; Insecta; Coleoptera; Chrysomelidae.
AAGAAGAAGAACGGAAGAACCCGACGCUUUGAGUUGCUAACCUAUAAAUUUGUAAGAAUUACAGAUAAUUCCUAAAAUAAAUUAAGUUAAAUAUACUCAGCGAUUUUUAAAUACCAUUGAACAUGGCUCUAGCAAAACCAAAAUCAGAGAUGUCUUCGGAGGAGCUCCAGGCUCGCGAAGAGGAGGAAUUCAACACUGGGCCACUUUCAGUUCUAACCCAGUCGGUGAAAAACAAUACUCAGGUACUAAUUAAUUGCAGAAAUAACAAGAAAUUGUUAGGACGAGUGAAAGCGUUUGAUCGUCACUGCAAUAUGGUGUUGGAAAACGUGAAGGAAAUGUGGACAGAAUUACCCCGACCAGGUAAAGGCAGAAAGAAGGCAAAACCAGUGAACAAGGAUCGAUUCAUUUCUAAAAUGUUCUUGAGGGGCGAUGCAGUUAUUAUAGUGGUGAGGAACCCACUUGCUACGGCGAACUGAUAUGUACCUCGUGUGAAAUAUUCUAGGAAUAAUUUAAUUUUGUAAGUUACUUAUAGUGAAGACUUUGAAUAAAGCAAUGUUUCCAUAG